Cylicocyclus nassatus is the source of this 2668-nucleotide messenger RNA. The record is from the annotation of a GenBank genome assembly. Lineage: Eukaryota; Metazoa; Nematoda; Chromadorea; Rhabditida; Strongylidae.
AGGAUGUGUCGGCGGUAACCGUGCCCCAGCCCGACGUGCAGUACGAAAUGGCCGACGCAGCGGGACAGCACGUUCUGACACUCGGCGACGUGCCCGCCAUCGGUGUGGAGUCGAGCCGAGUGGACAUCAGCAGACAGUUGCCUCACCUGCCCACUCCGUUCAACCCGGCCGUCAUGGCCGCCCAGCUCGGCAUGUUCAGCAACCCGCAGCUGCUCAACAUGAUGCAGGCUGCUGCCGCUCGCAAUCACUUACUUCAGGGCCACGGUGGUGUGCCGACCGUGAUGCCAAAUUUAUUGCAACACAUAUCCGCUCUACGGAAUGCUCAGUUGGCUAAUGCGGGCGUAAUGUCCGGAGUGCGGGUUGGCAGUCCGCAGCGGGCCGACUCGAUCGCAUCCCGAGCCGUGGAAGCAGGCAGCGCCGGCGGCGAGCUGUGCGUCGUCUGCGGGGACAAGGCCAGCGGUCGGCACUAUGGAGCCGUGUCGUGCGAAGGCUGUAAGGGCUUCUUCAAGCGUUCCAUUAGGAAACAGAUCGGGUACAUGUGCCGAGGCGCUAAGGACUGUCCGGUCACGAAAUUCCACCGUAAUCGAUGUCAGUACUGUCGGUUGAAGAAAUGCCUAUCGAUGGGCAUGCGCAGUGAGUCAGUCCAAGCCGAGCGACGUCCGGUCCAGCAGGUAUGCGCCGACAGUCCUCCCACCAUGGUGCAGAAUCACUCCGCCACAAUGGCGCCGGGAAAUGCUUCGGCGCUGGAGACGAAUCCGCUGAUGAACGGUCUUCUGGCCAUAGUGAAGAACGAGCACGAACAAUUGGAACGGGACAAGACGACGACGGCAAAGAAGGACGACGGGGCGAGUUCGCCGAUGAGUGCGAUUCAGAGGCCACGCAGUGCUAGUCCAUCUGGAGACUUUGGGCUCAAGAGGGAAUCCAUUGGUGAGGAUGAGUCUGGCAUUGACGUGAUGACUGUCAUAGGUAUGGGUCCGUCGGAAUCGCCGUCAUCUUCAGGAACAGCAUCAUCGAUUAGUGAAGAUGGGCCCAUCUUCAACGUCGAGCGGUGUCGCUUUGAACUGCCAGUUCCCCACCCACCUCCCGCUGAGCUCAACAUCCAGUUUAUAUGCGAAACGGCCAGUCGGCUGCUUUUUCUCUCAGUACACUGGAUGAAGGACGUCCGAACAGGACUCAAGCCAUUAACAUUGGAAUCCGUGAUGAAAACCAAAUGGUGUGAUUUGUUUGUGUUAGGACUUAUGCAAUGUGCUGAGGAAGUAGGAUUGACAAGGAUGCUCGAGGCGAUGAAUAACCAUCUCGCAGCUUGCAGCAGAGUCGGACAAUUAAAGUCAGAGAAAUUCGAAGAGGUUAGUCAACAAAUCAACUAUCUUCUUCUGCUAGUCAGUCGUUUCGCGGAGGCAAAGCUCACGCCAAUGGAAUUCGCCUAUCUGAAGCUCGUCUCGUUCACUUCAAAUGACAUUCCCGCUUCAACUUGUGCCGCUGACACACGGCCGGUGAACGUAACCGCUUGCCAGGAGCUGUACGAGCAUGUGGUGGCAUCGUCAUCGACGGAUGAUUCAACUUCCGAGGACAAUGAGACACAUAUGACAACGUCUUCAGUAGGCGCUGCUAUCGAGAGGUACUCUCGUCUUCUGCAAUUGCUGCCGAAUCUGCGAUGGUUCCGUGAAUCGGUGCUAGUCGAGCUGUUCUUCUCCGGCCUGAUCGGGAACCUUUCGAUCGAGACGGUGAUCCCGUUCGUGCUGAAGAUGGACGUGAUGAAUGUGUUUGAGCCGUCGCAGGGCUCCGACUCGAUCCUGCCGAGCGCCAGCCUGGCCAACAUCCUCUGCGGCAAGUAAAACCGGUGCUCGUCAGCACUAGCCUUUCCGUUUGCCUCGCCGAGUGUACAUAGUUGAGAGACUCAUCAUAACCAUAUUCGCGUCAGAGAAUUGAGAAUAGUUCACUAAUCGUCUUGUGCUUUCGUCUUUCUUCUGUGAGAACUUAUACCUGGAUCAUAUCCGACACUAGCCUAGAGAUGUGUGUUAUACAUAUACGUUUUACAUAUUUAUAUAUAUUAUGAAUGAUCGCCCGCGUGUUUCCGAUAUUUGGUUCCGGUGUUGAUGUACUUGCAUUGUUAGAACCCAGUUCGUCUUGUUCCACUAGCUAAGGGUUGACUGGCGAGUGCAGAGCUGCCAAGUCGUCGUGUUUUGCUGCUUGCUGUUCCGACACCCUUAGUCGAGCGCUUUACCGAGAGCUUUAGACAACCGGCCAGAUCAACCCCCGCGCACGGCGCCGGCUCGACCGGCCCCCCGUCCGGAGCCCGGCCGCGCCCCGCCGCUGCUGUGCUCUUCAUGUCUUUGCAGUCCGUAUCUCCAAUCAUCUUGCUUUUCCAAAAAAGUACCUCUGCUCUUAUUCGUAUGCAAUCCAACUGACCUUUCAUCCCACCUGCUGCUUUCCGCAUGCGCAGCAGGCCGUUGUGUGAUUGGGCCCGGAUGAUUCUAGAAACAGGAUAUCAGCGUGAAUUCCCUUUCCUUGAAAUAUAUAUGAUGUACAUUCUGUUCCAGUCAUUGUAGUUUGCCGCGUAGUCUCAUAUCGCUAGCGUUCGUCGAGCUCAUUCAGUCGAGAACUUCUAGAUUGUUGCAAUGCCCUUACUAUGACGCUUAUACUACCUAAUAAAGUGAUGGUUUGAGUA